AUGGCUCCAGUAAUUCAUUUCGAUUACGACUUCUCCCCCUACGGUCAAAAAACCAAACUCCUCCUCGCCGCCACCCAAACCCCCUUCCAAAAGUCCGACCAACCCAUCGUCCUCCCCCGCCCGGACCUCCAAGCCCUCGGAAUCGCCUAUCGGCGCAUCCCCCUCCUCGCCAUCGGCAAGGACGUCUACGUUGACAGCGCCCACAUUAUUCAGAAGAUUCUCUCCGAGCUCGCCGUCAAACCCAUCAAGCGCUCACCCGCCGACCACGCCUACGCCGUCUGGGGCGACACGGUCUUCUCGGAGGCGCUGGCGAUGAUUCCCUCCGAGAUGCUCACAGAGGGCUUCGUGAAAGACCGGGAGGCGAUAUUCCCCUUCCUGACGCGACCCGAUCUCAAAACCCUGCGUCCCAGCGCCGUGGCGCAAUUCCGCUCCCGACUGCGACAGGUCGAGGAGGAGUUCCUCGCGGGUUCGGCGGGGCCUUUCAUCGGCGGGUCCGAGAUCUCGCUCGCGGAUAUCCAUGUCGUGUGGACGCUGCGGUGGGCGUUGAAGAAUCUGGGCAUUGGCGAGAAGGAGGGCGCGGGCAGGGAGCAGUUUCCGAAGGUGUGGAAGUUGGUGGAGAGUUUGCCUGAGGCGGCGCCGGAGGUUUUGGAUGCGAGUACGGUGAAGAAGAGGAUUUUGGGGAGUGAGUAUACGGCCAAGGGGCCGGUGGAGGUGGAGGCGGGGGAUGCGUAUGGGAUUGAGAAGGGGGCCAGUGUUAAUGUGGAGAGUUUUGAUUCGACCCCUGGGAGUUUCCCGCAAGCUGGCAAGCUGGUCGGCACGACGAUCGACGAAGUCGUGAUCGAGAUCAAAGAUGGCAUCAGGCUGCAUUUCCCCAAGAUCGGAUAUAUCGUUCGACGCCAGUAA
This is a messenger RNA of Zasmidium cellare ATCC 36951, 903 nucleotides long. RefSeq lists its product as uncharacterized. The transcript has 3 exons. The record is from RefSeq and is a predicted model, not a curated record. Bases 1 to 903 code for a protein of 300 amino acids. Lineage: Eukaryota; Fungi; Ascomycota; Dothideomycetes; Mycosphaerellales; Mycosphaerellaceae.